Molecule: messenger RNA, 1437 nt
Organism: Tetrahymena thermophila SB210
Lineage: Eukaryota; Ciliophora; Oligohymenophorea; Hymenostomatida; Tetrahymenidae
Product: translation initiation factor 2B subunit, eIF-2B alpha/beta/delta family protein
Exons: 5
Source: RefSeq, a predicted model, not a curated record
AUGGAUAGCUAAAACACAGAAGAAUUAACUCCUGAGCAAAAGGCUCAAUUAGCAAAGUAAAAGAAAAAAGAAAAUGAAUUGAAAAAGAAAUAAGCUGCUGAAGAAUGGAAGAGGUAAUAAAUGCUUAAAAAGGAAUAGGAGGCUAAUUAAUAAAAUUCAAAUGAUACUACUGCAAAUUAAAAAGAAGCCUAAAAAAAUGCAGAAGUCUCUACUUCAAAAGAUACACCCAAAACAAAUUAAUAAGCUUCAAAAUAGGAAGCAGCAGCUCCUCAAAAAUCUCAAAAAGAAGAUGCAAAUAAUAAAUAAAAGCAAAACUAACAAGCUAACCAAAGUAGAAAUUAAAGAAUUUAGCAAUCAUUAAGCAAAACAAAUAAUCUGAUUUCUCAUUUGAGUACCUAUGAUCAAAUUAGCUUUAAAUAAAUUAGAGAAAAGUACUAAAAUCAUCCAUAUGCAAAUUCUUUACUCCAUCCAGCUCUUUUAGAAGUUGCUUUAAAAGUUAACUCUGGGCAAAUAGUUGGAUCUAACAGAAGAUGUCUUUCCUUUUUAGAUGCUCUUAAAAAAAUUAUAACUGAUUUUAAAGUAAAAGAAGGAGAUGUCUUUUAUAAAGAAUUAACUAACUGUAUAGAUAGUUUAUAUAGCUUUUUAGAAACAUUCAGAGCUCAUCCUGAAGGUUUGAAAACAGCAUUCAAAUACGUUAAAAAUAUUGUUAGCUACCUUGUUAAAUCAACAAUAUCAAUUGAGCCUUAAAAGAAAUGGAUUAAUCAAUAAAUCGAUGUUUUCAUCAAAUAAAAGAUAUUAAAUGCCCAAGAAUUAAUGAUUUAAACAGGAUUAGAAUUAAUAAAAAAUGGUGAUGUCAUCCUUGUUUAUGCAAGAUCUCAAGUAGUUGAAAAUUUACUCUUGACAGCUUUUAAAAAGGGAAAAUAGUUUACUGUUAUUGUUGUAGAUAAUCCUCCAUUCCAUGAAGGAAAACUUUUAUUGUAAAAGUUAAGCGAAGCUGGCAUUGAAACUAUUUAUACACUUCUUUCAAACAUUCCUUAUUUCAUUAAAAAAGCAUCAAAAAUAUUUGUUGGAGCUUAAUCUAUGCUUACUAAUGGAGCCCUUAUUUCUAGAGUUGGUACUGCUCUCCUCGCUUGUGUUUCUAGAGAUUUUAGAACUCCUUUCCAUGUUUUUUGUGAAAGUUAUAAAUUUUCAGAAAAGAGCUAACUUGAUUCUCUUUCUUAAAAUGAAUUAUGUCUUUAAAAGAACUAAGAAGGUACUGAAUAACAAUAGGCUCAUCAAUACCUUAAUAUAAAUUUAAGAUACGAUUUAACUCCUUGCGAAUAUGUUAAUAUGGUUAUCACAGAAAUAGGCCCAGUUCCUCCUACCUCAGUUCAUGCUAUUAUAAGAGAAUUUACUAGUUAUGACUAUGUUGGUAAAAUAGAACUUCCUAGCGAAUGA